Suillus plorans is the source of this 2337-nucleotide messenger RNA. RefSeq lists its product as uncharacterized. Gene Ontology annotation, molecular function: protein binding. Gene Ontology annotation, cellular component: cytoplasm. The record is from RefSeq and is a predicted model, not a curated record. The transcript has 5 exons. NCBI's taxonomy places the organism in Eukaryota, Fungi, Basidiomycota, Agaricomycetes, Boletales, Suillaceae. Bases 1 to 2337 code for a protein of 778 amino acids.
AUGGCCCCGACUCAACCCUUCUCCUCUCCACAUGUACACCCGCCAUAUCCUUCUCUCUACCUCUAUCCUCUAAACGACACUUUUAUCCCGAAACACAUCUCCCUUCACAAUGGCCAGCGCGUAAAGAUCGGGCGCCAGACAAACACAAAGACAAUCCCAGGAGAGAGAAACGGUUAUUUUGACUCAAAAGUACUAAGCAGACAACAUGCAGAGAUUUGGGAGGACAGUGGAAAGAUAUACAUCAAAGACGUGAAAAGUUCUAAUGGCACGUUCAUCAACGGCGAGCGACUCAGCCCAGAAGGAGUCGAGUCCGAGCCAUUUGAGCUCAAAAAUGAUGAUAUCGUGGAAUUCGGUAUCGACAUCAUUGGUGAAGACAACAAGACCACAAUCCACCACAAAGUCGCUGCACGCGUCAUGUGUGUGUUCACAGACGAAGAUGCGCACCUCGCUGCCCGCGUAGAGGCCAUCCCAUCAUCCAACUCUCUUCCUCCCAAUAUCCCCUCCGUCCUUCCUCCCGCCACUUCAUCAUCUGGAAGUGGUAAUAACUUUAGCUUUGCACAUCCACAGCGCCGCCCUGCCCUACAGAGCCAGCUCGGUGGUAUGGGCGGCAGUAUGCGUCCACCGGGAAAAAAUGGCCUAACCUUUGACCACAUAUUAAGUAGGCUUCAGGGUGAACUCCAGAAGAGUCGCGAGACCGGUACAGAACUGCACUCCCUAAGCACUGUGAUGAAUGAUAUUCACGACACGCUCGGUGGCUCGGUGCCCCAAAACCUACCGCACUUCCCUCAAUCACUCCCUCCCGUACGUUCACAACAAACCUCUGCAAACUCUGCGCCCGCACCCGCAUCUGCCGCGCCCGCAAAUCCAGAACCUCCUGCACCUCCCCCGGAGCACCCUGCCCUUUCCGAGCUGCGCACAGAGCUGCACGAGACCCAAGCCAGCCUCGCAAGCCAUGUCGACAAGGUCCGCGCACUCGAGGACAUGCUUGCAGAGCACGAGGCCAUUAAGGCCGAGGUUGCAGCUCUCCGCGACCUCAUCCAUGCUUCAUCCGCACGUUCCCAGCACGACAAUGGUAUGAACAUAGACUCGGAGCGCGGUCGCCGUGGACAAGACGAUGACGACGGAUCUAGCAUUCGUACAGUCACCCCGCAUGAGUUGGAGCGCGUCGAGGAAGAGGACGAGAGCGAAGAACAGGAUGAGAGCGAAGAGGAUAGGGAGCGUGCACAGAGGAGGGAGGAGCUGGGUAGGCCGCGGACGCCAGAACCAUCGGGGAUGGGAAUGGACGAGGACGAGCUUAUGCAUGCCCGUGCAUCGGAUACUGAACCUUCGACAUCACGACCACGACCACGAUCUCCUUCACCACAGCCAUCGCACCCUGCACUAGACGAGCUCUCAGCACGGCUAGUAGCUCUUAGCGGACGCAUAGAUAGCGCUGUAGAAGUCAACCAUUCCCUAGCGGCGCAACAUGCUGCCGCUCAGGGCACGAUCACUGUGUUGCAGGACAAGAUCACCGCGCUGGAGGCGCUGGUUGCAGACCGGCAGUUCGAGACGCAGAUCGCUGCAGCUGUGGAGGCCCAACUCGCCAAGGCCGUAGAAAGUGCGGUAGAGGCCCAGCUUCGCGCGCAUAAACAGCAGCAACCGGAUCCUGCGGAAGGGUUGACCGCGUUAAUGGCAGAGUGGAAGAAGGGUGUAGAAGGGCAAUGGAGCGCAGCUCAAGAAGAAUGGGGGACAGAGCGUGAACGGCUACGCCGGGCCUUUGAGGGGCUAGAAAACGGAUUAGACGCACGGGUAUCGACUGUCGUUGCCUCGCACGUACAAGCGCAAACGCAUGCAAGACUUCAAAACGGUGAUCUCAAGCUGCAUACCGCGAACGGGACGAACCCUUUAGGUGGAGGACUGGUGACGCCUCCAAGUCCUGUGAGCGUCGCUUCUAAUCCUGGUCGGGGGAAAGCGCGAAGACGAAAACGUUCGAGAUCUCCAUCUGUGUCUUCCAUCGAGUUGGAUGAUGAUGCGCACAAGGAUGGAAAUGGGAUUUUGAACGGUGAUGCAGGUCGAUCACGAUCUCCUUCACCUGGACCGUCGAUUGUGGGAAGCGAGCCUGAGGCAGAGGGCGAGUUGGAGAAGCACGAGGGCGUGCAACCUCUCACUCCAGAAUCAUCUGUCACCGAUGCCGGGGGUACGGAUACUGUGGGACAGAAAGUGCACCUACAAAUGCAGACGCAGACGGAGGUGACGCAGCGGCUGCAUUCGGCAUCAACAACGAUAACAGCUGCCAUUGGCGUCCUCGUCCUGAGUGUCGCGGCCGCUGCCGUGAUAUAUCGCAUGAAACCAGAAUAA